GGACAAAAUGAUGCGGACUUUAGACGUAACCCCGCAAUAGAGCUCCACCCAUACUCAAUUCGAAUAUCCACAAGAGGAAUGGAAUCUGAAGUAAGACACGGCGUUAUAUCCCUUUCCUCCGACGCUGGCUUCCUGGAAUCGAGAUGUUUCCAGCAACGGAGACGAUAUUAAAGCGCGGAUCCUUCUCCAUCAACAGCUCAAUUCGCCCCCGUCAAUAUCCACACGAUUGAGAAGAAGAAGAAGACAUCGUCAACAUGGCAGAGCAAGAGCACAAGAUGGAAUAUGUCAACCUAGGCAAGUCGGGCCUCAAAGUCUCGCGCGUCAUUCUGGGCGCCAUGAGCUACGGCAGCAGCGAGUGGCAGCCCUGGGUGCUGGACGAGGAGGAAGCGCUCCCGUUGCUGGAGCACGCGUACAAGAUGGGUAUCAAUACGUGGGAUACGGCCGACAUCUACUCGCACGGCCGCUCGGAGCGCCUCAUCGGCAAAGCCCUGAAGAAAUACAACAUCCCUCGCUCCAACGUCGUCAUCCUGAGCAAAUGCUUCUUCGGCGUCGAAGAAUCCGCCGUGGGCACGUCCAUCGCCGCCUCAUCCACCAACGACGGCGCCCUCGUCAACCGCGUGGGGCUCAGCCGCAAGCACAUCCUCGACGCCGUCGACGCGAGCGUCGAGCGCCUCGGCACCUACAUUGACGUCCUGCAGAUCCACCGACUGGAUCGCGACACGCCCAUGGAGGAGAUCAUGCGCGCCUUGAACGACGUGGUCGAGAGCGGGAAAGUAAGGUAUAUCGGCGCGAGCAGCAUGGCGUGCUGGGAGUUCCAGAUGAUGCAGGAUAUCGCGGAGAGGAAGGGGUGGCAUAAGUUUAUUAGCAUGCAGAAUUAUUACAAUUUGCUGUAUCGGGAGGAGGAGAGGGAGAUGAUACCCUACUGCAACCACACAGGCGUAGGCCUCAUCCCCUGGUCCCCCAUCGCCCGCGGCGCCCUCGCGCGCCCCUGGUCCGACCGCUCCACGAAACGCGCCUCCACAGACGCUUUCCUCGCGCACCUCGUCCACAGCCGGGACGACGCCACGGACAAGGAAAUCAUCUCGCGCGUCGAGCAACUGGCGAACAAACACGGCGUCAGCAUGGCCUGCGUCGCCACGGCGUGGUGCGUGAAGAAGGGCGUGUGUCCGAUUAUCGGCCUGGGGAGUAAGAGUAGGAUUGAUGAGGCGGUGAGGAAUGUGAGGUGGAAAUUGAGUGAUGAGGAUGCGAGGUUCCUCGAGGAGCCGUAUAGGCCAAAGGAGAUUCAGGGGUUUGUGGUACCGGGGCGGUCUCAGAAUUAGGGGGGAAUGAAUAGAGAGAGAGAGAGAGGCUGUCUAUGUAUAUGGAUGGGGUUGCCACAAGUCGAUGCAGGCAGGUACAGAGGUACUAAAUACCAAAUAGACUGAUAUCCAUCACAUCCCAUCACGCCACACGGCAUCAGGAA
This is a messenger RNA of Westerdykella ornata, 1462 nucleotides long. Its product is annotated as Aldo/keto reductase. The transcript has 4 exons. NCBI's taxonomy places the organism in Eukaryota, Fungi, Ascomycota, Dothideomycetes, Pleosporales, Sporormiaceae. The record is from RefSeq and is a predicted model, not a curated record. Bases 255 to 1319 code for a protein of 354 amino acids.